GAUAAAUCACUGGAAUGAAAACAUUGUUUCACAAGUAAUUUAUGCAUAAAAAGAUUUAUUUAUUGCGAAUUCCGAUUUAAAACGGUUUAUAGAAUUUUUGAAAUGUUAUUUGUAGUAAAAGAAGUGACUAUUUUUCUUUUUCUUUGUACUCCAUUUCUUAAUGCUUUAAGUAUUCCAAGCACAUCUGAUAAUGUCAACAUAGUUAAGUUAUUCUCAGAUUUGUGCAACCCAAAUCCUUGUCAGAAUGGUGGGAAAUGUUUACCGACGAGAAGACGUUAUAAAUGUAUUUGCAAAUUACCAUUCUUUGGGAAAAACUGCGAAUUGGAUCCGUGCUCGGAAAAUCCAUGCUACAAUGGUGGAACAUGUAUACAAACUGGAUACUCAUUUAAAUGCAAAUGUAGAUCAUCGUACACUGGAGAUAUUUGCCAAAAUGAUAUAUGCUCACUUGAUCCGUGUUACAAUGGUGGCACUUGUGAGUUGGAUGGAGAUACUUACAACUGUAAAUGUCGUUUUCCAUAUUCUGGUAGAAACUGUGAAAAUGAAAGGAUCGGAACUUCACCAGACGAUAAAACAGAGUUGACAAAUGGCACUACCAACGAUUAUCAAUGGUCAUCUGAAUUUCCGGAUAUCUUAAACGUGACUACAGACACUUAUCAAUGGACAUCAAAUGAUUCUUCCCAAUUUCCGGAGACCUUGAACAUGACCACAGACACUUAUCAAAGGACAUCAAAUGACUCUUCUGAAUUUCCUGAUAUCUUGAAAGUGACUACAGACAAUUAUCAAUGGACAUCAAAUGAUUCCUCAGAAUUUCCUGAUAUCUUGAACGUGACUACAGACAAUUAUCAAUGGACAUCAAAUGAUUCCUCAGAAUUUCCAGACAUCUUGAACUUGACUACAGACAAUUAUCAAUGGACAUCAAAGGAUUCCUCAGAAUUUACUGAUAUCUUGAACGUGACUACACACAAUUAUCAAUGGACAUCAAAUGAUUCCUCAGAAUUUCCGGACAUCUUGAACGUGACUACAGACACUUAUAAAUGGACAUCAAAUGACUCAUCAGAUUUUCCAGAUAUCUUGAACGUGACUAAAGACAAUUAUCAAUGGACAUCAAAUGAUUAUUCAGAAUUUCCGGAUAUCUUGAACAUGACUACAGACACUUAUCAACGGACAUCAAAUGAUUCUUCUCAAUUUCCGGAGAUCUUAAACGCGACUACAGACACUUAUCAAUGGACAUCAAAUGAUUCUUCUCAAUUUACGGAGACCUUGAACAUGACUACAGACACUUAUCAAUGGACAUCAAAUGAUUCUUCCCAAUUUCCGGAGACCUUGAACAUGACUACAGACAAUUAUCAAUGGACAUCAAAUGACUCUUCUGAAUUUCCUGAUAUCUUGAACGUGACUACAGACAAUUAUCAAUGGACAUCAAAUGAUUCCUCAGAAUUUCCUGAUAUCUUGAACGUGACUACAGACAAUUAUCAAUGGACAUCAAAUGAUUCCUCAGAAUUUCCAGACAUCUUGAACGUGACUACAGACAAUUAUCAAUGGACAUCAAAGGAUUCCUCAGAAUUUACUGAUAUCUUGAACGUUACUACAGACACUUAUCAAUGGACAUCGAAUGAUUCUUCAGAAUUUCCGGACAUCUUGAACGUGACUACACACAAUUAUCAAUGGACAUCAAAUGAUUCCUCAGAAUUUCCGGACAUCUUGGACGUGACUACAGACACUUAUAAAUGGACAUCAAAUGACUCAUCAGAUUUUCCAGAUAUCUUGAACGUGACUAAAGACAAUUAUCAAUGGACAUCAAAUGAUUAUUCAGAAUUUCCGGAUAUCUUGAACAUGACUACAGACACUUAUCAACGGACAUCAAAUGAUUCUUCUCAAUUUCCAGAGAUCUUAAACGUGACUACAGACACUUAUCAAUGGACAUCAAAUGAUUCUUCCCAAUUUCCGGAGACCUUGAACAUGACUACAGACAAUUAUCAAUGGACAUCAAAUGAUUCUUCAGAAUUUCCUGAUAUCUUGAAUGUGACUACAGACAAUUAUCAAUGGACAUCUAGUGAUUCUUCAGAAUUCCCAGAGAUCUACAAUGGAACUACAGGCAUUUAUCAAUGGACAUCGAAUGAUUCUUCAGAAUUUCUGAAAGUCUUCAAUGAAACUUCAGACUAUCCAGAAGACUUCAACAUAACGAACAAUCCAUCAAACGUUACUGUUGAUUUCAGUGUUUCCAUAUAUGGGAUCAAAAAUUUCACGGAAAGCUAUGAUCUAACCACAGUUCAACCAGGAAUUUGUAUUGACGACUAUGAUUGUGUGAAUGGAGGUGUUUGCAGAAAUAGAAAAUGUAACUGCCUGCCAAACUUUGGAGGAGACAGAUGUGAAAUAAUCAUGCUCUGCGAGAAAUUAGAGUCCACUUGCCGUGCAAUGAAGGCGACUUGUAAAGUUGUUGGAUUCAACGCAAUAUGCGAUUGUCCCGAAGGAAAAAUAUACAAUCCAAAUUCAGGAGUAUGUGAAAACAUAUGCGACCCUUGGAAAUGCUUGCAUGGCAGGUGUGAAGUAACAGAACGAUCAUACAGAUGCAAUUGUGACAGCGGAUAUACAGGAUAUAACUGCAAUGAAAAAAUAAAACUCGAUCCUGAACGGCAUAGUCUAUGGUUUCCAGUAAUGACUUUUCUUAUGAUAUCAACUUGCCUACUUCUCAUUGGAGUCAUCUGUCUCAGUUGUCAAAAUCAGCUGUUCUGUCGAUAAUCAGCUGUUCAUAUGAAUUCCACAAUAGGACAUAAAAUGUAAAGAAAUUUUUCCAUCCAUUAGAAAAAAGGUCUGUUUAACCUAGCUCCAGAAUUUUCAACUAAAAGAAAUUACAUGUACGUAGGAAAGACUGACUGUAUUAUCUUUCAAGAUUUAAUGAAGUUCCCACAACUUCAUAAAUCCAAAUUUCCUUUGUAACGAUAUAAAGUACCAUAUGAUAAAAUACAUGAAUCAAACUGAAUAAAUGUGAUUUGUUCUGAAAAUAAAAUACAUGAUACUAUAUAUAUGCAUACAA
This is a messenger RNA of Argiope bruennichi, 3034 nucleotides long. RefSeq names its product aggrecan core protein-like. The coding region runs from base 103 to 2739 and encodes 878 amino acids. The record is from RefSeq and is a predicted model, not a curated record. Gene Ontology annotation, molecular function: calcium ion binding. NCBI's taxonomy places the organism in Eukaryota, Metazoa, Arthropoda, Arachnida, Araneae, Araneidae. The transcript has 10 exons.